ACAACAAUGUUUUUUUCCCAACCACUUGCCACUUGUGAUACGCUGACCUCUGAGCAGCCUCGAUCUGGCUCGUUCAAACUUGACCGAACGGCAGCCAUUACCUGGUGGCGCCUCCUCCUUGCCGGUCGGAGCCGGCUCGCCGGCGGGUGGCGACGCUCCCGCCGCUGUCACAGGGCUGCUCGCACCACGUGCACUCCUCUCCAGUACACCCACCGAGACGCGAGACCUCUAAGGCUCUAACCCAAGGUUGAUCUCAUCUCGUGCACUCCUCUCCCUUCCCCUCCUCUCCUAGGGUUAGCAAGCUUGAUCCCGUGCGCCUGCUUGGGUGUCUGACCGCACCGGCGCCGAGAUGGUAGCCGCUGCGGCGGCGGUGCGGCCGGUGUCCUUCCGCCGCCUCGGUGUUCUCCUCCGCGCUCCUUUGCCCUGCGGCCUGACAACCUCCCGCGUCGCCGCACCUUUCCCCCGCCGCACAGCAGAUUCCAUGAAGAUUUGUCAACUCCAAUUAACAGCUACACGAUUUUCAAAACAGAAUAAUUCUGGCGAGGAUGACGAGCUCCUUUCUGAACUAAAAGAUAAGUGGGAUGCAAUGGAGAACAAGUCCUCUCUUGCCUUGUAUGGUGCUGGAGCAAUCCUCGCUGUCUGGAUAUCCUUGGUCGUAGUGAGAUCUCUCGACUCUGUCCCAUUGCUCCCAGGCAUAUUGGAGCUAGUCGGGCUCAGCUACUCUGGAUGGUUUGUGUACCGAUACCUGCUUUUUCAGGAAAACCGGAAAGAAUUGGCGGGUGUUAUCGAUGAUAUAAAGAGAAGGAUUGUUGGCGAUGAUGAAUAGCUGUUUCCUGGUUUGUAAUUCUAUUUAUCUCGCCCUGUUUGGUUCUGAGGAAUUGAAAAAUAAUCCAAUGGUGAAGUGAGAAAGCACUUUCUAGCUAUUGGUUUUAAUUCAUGGGGUCCAAACAGGCUCUUGAUAGAAUCUUGUAGGUUUCUGUUCUUAAUUAAUGCCAGUCAGAGCUACGAGGUAUUGGCCUUUCCACAUCUCUUGUGCCGUCUGCAGUUGAACAUGUUAUUUGCAGAAUCUUUUUA
This is a messenger RNA of Zea mays, 1074 nucleotides long. RefSeq lists its product as uncharacterized. The transcript has 5 exons. Lineage: Eukaryota; Viridiplantae; Streptophyta; Magnoliopsida; Poales; Poaceae. The coding region runs from base 350 to 826 and encodes 158 amino acids. Gene Ontology annotation, cellular component: thylakoid; chloroplast thylakoid membrane. The record is from RefSeq and is a predicted model, not a curated record.